CCGAGAUUUUACUGUAAUAUUUAAAUUAUUCGUCGGCGGUGAUGGCAACAGGCACCCACUUGGUGUUAAAACAACUUUUGGAGCUGGUAGAAGAUAGCAUGUUUGGCUAACAGCUUUAGCUCUGGUCAGUAGGCAGUUCAGUGUCACGCAGCGACGGUUGGGAGCCACCUGACAACCGCUCACAUGAUUUCAACUGCUCUAACCAGAAUACAGACAGCUGGAAUCAGCUUUUUAUUUUAUUUUUCAAUGUGUUUUGGUUCAUAGGGCUAGUUUGGAUCACACGGUUGUCGCUGAAGGGUUUGUUAAGCGACAGACAUACAAAAAAAAAAUAGCAUGUUUGGUAAAAAGAAGAAGGCACCGAUGCCCAAAGGACAGGGCACUGCUGCGGCCAAAAAGAUGGGGUUGUUUGUAGACCUGGACCCUGAGAAGAUGAUGAUGGGUGCGGAGGAAAACCUGGACGACCCUGAUCUGGAGGCUGAACUUGCUGCUAUUACUGGAAAUAAAGCCAAUACAAGAGGAAGAGUCAAGCCGAAGGGGAAAAGCCCUCUGCCCAUGGAAGACAUUGCAAAAAUGGCUGACGAGUGUAUGAAAGAUGUGGACGGGGAUGAUGACGAUAAUGUUGAAGACGAUGAAGAUCUAUUGGCGGAGCUCCAGGAAGUGGUGGGUGAGGAGGAAGCUGGGGAUGCAGAAACUGCUUCCUCCACAUUCUCCGCCUCCGCGGAAUCUUCUCAAGUCGAGGCAGUCGAGUCCCCAGCUGCACAGGAAGUGAAGGUCUCCAAAGCAGCCCCUGGUAGCCUCCAAAAUACUCUGGAGGAGCGAGCAGAGAUGUAUAAGACAGCAAUAAAGAACGCAAAGACUGCAGGAGAGACGUCCAAAGCCAGAAGAUAUGAUCGAGGUCUGAAGUCACUGGAGUCGAUGUUAGCUGCUGUGAAAAAAGGAAAGCCUGUAAACGAAUCAGAGAUCCCACCACCUGUAGCUACCGGAGACCCAGUCGCUGCAUCUCAGCCCGCUGUCCCUGCAAGACCUGCACCUCCUGUACCCUCGCGUCCUGAUCGAGCGCAGCAGGGGGAGACGGAAGCCACGACCCUGCCGACUGCCGUGCCUGAUGCCAUGACACUCAGCAGUGAAGAAGAGCAGUCUUCCUCUGCUACCAUACCAACUCUGAGCAACCUUCCAUCUCCUGAGGAGCCACCUGUGGGAACUGCUGACCUCACUAAGGCCAGUCUGACAGAUUCCAUGACUGAGGGGACAAAGACGAUGCUUUUGGAGAGGCAGAAAGAAUACAAGCUGGCAGCUUUGAGAGCAAAGAAGGAAGGGGAUAUGGAGCAGGCUAAGCUCUACUUCAAGACCAGCAAGAGGUUUGAUGCUGCGAUCGAGGCGUUGGAGAAAGGACAAGCAGUCGACCUCAGUGGCCUCCCUUCAUCUCCUGGAAAGGGUGCAGGAGUGGGCUCUGCUGCAGUGAAUAAACCUCCCUCUGAACACAUCGAGGCCUCCCAACCACCUACAGAAGCCCCUGGUCCUGCUGCCCUUUCAGGUCCCACGGAUGUGCUGGAGGCUCUUGAGCAGAGGCGAGUUAAAUAUGUGGAAGCAUCAAAUCAUGCCAAAGCCAGUGGGGAUGACCGCAAGGCCAGAAUGCACGACCGCAUUGCUAAGCAAUAUCACAGCGCCAUCCGAGCUCACAAAGCUGGGAGACCGGUCAACUUCGAUGAGCUUCCAGUGCCACCUGGCUUUCCUCCGAUCCCUGGCCAAAAGGCGGCAGAUGCUGAGCGAGGGUUUAUCGCUACUCUAGAGGCAGCCAGCAAGCUUGCUUCCCCUGAUGCUCCUGAUGUUGGCGAUGAAGAAGAUGAUGAAGAAAAGGAGGAAGAGUCAAUGGUUGCUGUUCCAGAAAAGCCAAAGAAGCCGACGUUAGAUGUCCCCACAGCUGGUCCAGAGCAAAAACGAUCACCGUUAGCUUCGCCAGGCAGCACAUCUCCAAAGGAAAGCCCCUCGCCAACGGCCGUUCAGCUGCUGGAGCUCUUGGAGAGCAGGAAGAAACAGUACAUGAAGGCAGCUCUGCAGGCAAAACAAAAGAACGACGUGGAACAAGCAAAGGUUUUCCUCCGCACCGCAAAGGGCUUGGACCCCAUGAUCGAAGCAGCACGCAGCGGCAAAACGGUCGACAUCAGCACCUUGCCAUCGCCCCCUGGUGACGAAGAGGACGACUUCAUCCUGGUUCAUCACAGCGACGUGCAGGUUUCAGAGAAAGCAGAGCAGGUUUACACCCAGCUGUCCACCAUCCUGAAAGAGCAGCAUGAGAAAUGCUUGACUUACUCCGAGCAGUUCACUCACCUCGGGAACAUCUCUGAAACAACAAGGUUUGAGAAAAUGGCGGAAAGCUGCAAGAAGAGCAUGGAGGUCCUGAAGCUGGCUCAGUCGAGGGGUCUGCCUCCACCCAAACAUCACUUUGAGGAGAGAUCUUUGCGCACUGUGAGAAUAUUUCCAGAACUGAGCAGCACCGACAUGGUUGUUAUCAUCGUGAAGGGGAUGAAUCUUCCUGCUCCUAGUGGAAUCCAACCAAAUGAUCUGGAUGCUUAUAUCAAGUUUGAUUUUCCCUACCCCAGCGCAGAGCAGCCUCAGAGACACAAAACCAAUGUCAUCAAGAACACUAACUCACCAGAUUAUAACCAGAGCUUCACGCUGUCAAUCACCCGCAACCACCGAGGCUUUAAGAGAGUCGUGACGUCUAAAGGCCUCAAACUGGAGCUGCUGCACAAAGGGGGUUUCCUGCGGAGCGACAAGCCCAUUGGGUCAGCACUCGUAAAGCUGGACAAACUGGAGUCACAGAGUGAAAUCAGGGAGAUUGUGGAGGUGAUGGACGGCCGGAAGCACACAGGAGGUCGGGUCGAGGUGAAGGUUCGACUGCGGGAGCCUCUGAGCGGCCAGGACGUGCAGACGAGCACCGAUCGCUGGCUAGUCAUCGACUCUUCAAAGGGUCCUGUUUAAAUGUUUGUCCAAAUUAAAGAAGAGUUACAGAUGAAGGUGAACAUGGACUCAAUCAGAAACACUUCGGAAGAAAAAGACGAGGUUUGGGAUCUGCUGGGGGCAGUCAGGUGUUCACAUGGGACUCAGGCCUUAACUGAUCUUGGACUUUUGCACAUUAGCACCACAUAGUCUUUUUUUCACAGCUGUCCACCAGGAGGAGACGUUUUACUGUUGUACUGUGGCUCGCUAGAGGGUUCGAGGAGCUGCAUGAAGCAGACUUUAGAGCAGUGAGCUGAAAGCUCUUUAAAUCAGCAAGUAAAAAGACUCAGGCAACGAUCACAGCCGCUUGGACAGUUUCUAGUGAAUCGGCUGCGCUCCAAGUAGGCAGCAGUGUGUCUUCUGCUAAAGUUGAAGAGCUGCCAUUAUCCUGCUGGCUAACUUACGUUUAUUUCAUAUAUGUCAGCAAAUAAUGUGUACAUAUUCCUCCUAUUUAUACAAGUCAAGGAUCUAGAACUUCACUAUGCACUAAUACCAAAGUAAUCAAAGUUGCUGUAAAAUCCAGCAUAUUUAAAUUAUCUUUAUUUGCCAAAUCUGUUAGAGUUGCAGAAAUUUAUAUACACAUUUAUAUGAUACGGCUGACAUGUAUGCAGCUUGGUUUGUUGGAGGUUUUCACUGUUUCCACACAAGGGAUCCAGGUUUCACUGUGGAAACAAGAGGAAUGUCUCCAAAGAUGUUUUACAGGUGAAAGCCAAGAAGUUCUGAUGCUACACAAGGUCUCUUUUUGGUACCUUCUACUUAGACUGGAAGAGGUGUGUUUUGUUUAAAGCAAGGAGCACAAAACCACAGAAAUCUUUAACAUGUGCAGAUAAAGGAGGGGGGUAAAGUUGGUGAGUAAUUUAUCUAAGGUAGCAGUUAAAGGAUUAGUGUGAUGUAAAACAGGAGAUGGUUUAACUGACGUUUAAACAGUCCGCCUUUAUAAAAUAGUUUGUUAAUUCAGCUAAAAACCUUAAUACUGAACUAUCUGUAAGCCAUUUCUGACAAUGUGUCGUUCUGAGAGUACUUUAAAGGGUCAGUCACUAUAAAACAGAACAACUUAAUUCUGAAGCCAGUCAGAUAAUUUUAGUUUUCACGAUUCCUCGUCUGAAACGUUUAGAUUUGAAGUAUGCCUCGUCACCGUGCACCAACUGGAGGACUCUUAGGCUGUAGGGCUGUUGAGGGUGAUUUGAGUUUCAGUGCCAGCCACUUUUAUUGGCACCUUUUUAAUGAAGAUGUCUGAAAGAAAAGCCUUAAAAUAAAUGAGUCACUCAUUGCAGAGGCAAAGUCUUAUACUGAACAUUUUAGAAAAAUCCAACUUUUUAUGUGGAGUACAUUUAUUCACUGAAGAAAAGCAAUUAUUUUAGUAAAUCACUGGUGGUACCAACCCUCAGAAACCUCUUUUAAAAUAAAUGUAACUGGAGAAUUUUAAAAACACAAAUGCCUCAAUUUUUAAAGUUGAUCAGAGUUUCUAGGAACUUCUGAUUAAAAAUCAGUUACUUUGUGUUUCCCCGGGGGAUAAAUAUGGCGUGGCACAGAGGCCCGUUUCUGUUAGCCACUGGUUUCCAGGCUGGACGAAGACCCGAGUUCAUCUUGGCACCGAACACAGUGAACAGGAUGGGACUGCAGGUAAUAAACCAUCAUCGAAACUCACAGUUCAGCAGCAGCAAAUGACAGCAUUUAAGGUUCAUAAGGUCUCAAUAACAGCCAUUAGAACAGGGCUGUCCAAAGUAAGGUUAGCGGGCCAUUUCUGGCCCGUGACCACAAUUUGGGAACGCUUUGAAUUUCACUUCAACACGGGUUAAUGUAGAGAUAUAGAUGGAGAUAUUCUUAAUAAAUUUAAAUAUUUAUAAAAUAGGUACGGCAGAGUAUGCCUCUUUCAUUAACCCUGGAUUUUGUUUUUGUUUUUUGCCUCAAUUUUAAUUUCAUUGUAAAUGGGGCCAAAAUAAAUCCAGCAACUUGUAUUCAAACAGCCUUGGACCCACCUGUUCACUAAACCUGGCCAAAGGUGCGUUUUCCAAGAAGGAAUGACCAAAUUGUGUUCUAGUAGCUGAGAAUGAAUCACAGAAAUGUAAUUUCUGAUCAACGAUCAACACAAAUUACAAAAUUGCGCACUUUUCUUUUAAUCAAGCAAACAUGUGAGCGCCGUUUUAUUUUUUGGUUCUACAAUGAUUUACAGAUCCCUUUCCUAAAAAAAAAUCACAAAUUUUUCUCAAAUUUUCCUGCGAGUUUAUGCUGCUGCUGUGAAAGAUGAAUUUAUUUUGAGGCUUUUUGCACAUGCGGUAAAUGUGGCUCAGGUGGCAACGUUAGCAGCUAAAGAGGGGGGAGUACUUUUCACAGGUAGCGACAGAAAUAAAAAUAAUUAUUUAAUAACAUUUCGUUUGGGCAAAUUUCUUUUCUAGAAAUAAAAUGCGUUAAGACUUCGACCAAGACAGGAGAAACGGUUAACUGAGUGAGCUGGCCCUUUAAAAUUGCUAGUUUCAUUGUAAAUGAAGCCAUAUCAAACCUACUGAGCCAAAUGAGUAAAUGACAAUUUCCUGAAUAGGUUUCACCUCAACUCUUGAGUUUGGUCAAAACAUUUCAGAUUUUGGCUUUAUUCUGUGCAGACAAAAAUACUUUGAUUUAUAUUCAGCCACUAUUUUGUUUUCUAGCGUUUAAUUAACUACAGGUUUACAAAAAAUGGUAAAUGUCUUGUUCAUAAUGCUGAAAAGCUCCAACUAAUGUACGAUGGCAUCAAAGGCUGUGUGAUGAACUGAGUAAUCAUGCUUCAGUGUAUCAAAUCCCAUAAUUUUACUGUUAAUUUAAUUUUCUUGCAUGUUUUUCUGCAAAAAAGAAUAAAAGCAGAACUCGUUUCA
Molecule: messenger RNA, 5849 nt
Organism: Girardinichthys multiradiatus
Lineage: Eukaryota; Metazoa; Chordata; Actinopteri; Cyprinodontiformes; Goodeidae
Gene: cc2d1b
Product: coiled-coil and C2 domain containing 1B
Exons: 25
Coding region: 334-2982 (882 amino acids)
Biological process (GO): regulation of transcription by RNA polymerase II
Cellular component (GO): nucleus
Molecular function (GO): DNA-binding transcription repressor activity, RNA polymerase II-specific; RNA polymerase II cis-regulatory region sequence-specific DNA binding
Source: RefSeq, a predicted model, not a curated record